AUGGAGUGCAAGGUUAGAUUUUUAAAGCGACAAUAUUGUGCAGUCACUAAGAUGCUGAGUAAUGCAUGCAGUGGAUUUGAUUGGAACGACGAGUUCAAAUGUAUGGAAGUAGAGAAAGAGGUUUUCGAUUCCCAUCCCAACGCGAAGGGUUUGAAACACAAACCAUUCCUCUAUUAUGAUGAGCUUUCAAUCGUAUUUGGGAAAGAUAGGGCCACUAGUGAAGGCAGUGAAACCCCGUACGAUCAAGCAUCUGCAACAGAUGAACAUUUGGAGGAUAUUCGGUUGGGAUCACAGGUUAAUGAGCAACAAGAAAGUAUACCUGACAUGAACAUAACGACCGUUGAUGGGAUGAAUGAGGUUUUCCCAGAUACACCCAUCAGUAGGUAUACUGGAUCAAGUAACGAUAUGAGAGGAACGAAACGCAAGAGGACUCCCUUCCAAUCUGAAAUGCUUGACAUUGUAUGCAUAGCAAUGGACAUCCAGGAAAGUAAAAUGGAGAAACUUGUACAAUGGCAGAAAGAGAAAUAUGAAUUGGAGCUGAAGAGGCGUUAG
Messenger RNA from Benincasa hispida (wax gourd), 552 nucleotides. NCBI's taxonomy places the organism in Eukaryota, Viridiplantae, Streptophyta, Magnoliopsida, Cucurbitales, Cucurbitaceae. The record is from RefSeq and is a predicted model, not a curated record.